Messenger RNA from Eucalyptus grandis, 2860 nucleotides. RefSeq names its product subtilisin-like protease SBT1.8. Gene Ontology annotation, molecular function: serine-type endopeptidase activity. The transcript is spliced from 3 exons. The coding region runs from base 1 to 2466 and encodes 821 amino acids. The record is from RefSeq and is a predicted model, not a curated record. NCBI's taxonomy places the organism in Eukaryota, Viridiplantae, Streptophyta, Magnoliopsida, Myrtales, Myrtaceae. Gene Ontology annotation, biological process: proteolysis.
AUGCAUCCAACAUUUUGUCCUCUCACGCACGCUCACUUCCUAGUUCCUACAGUGUCACGGGCAUCUUAUAAAAGCAACGCCCUACCAUUUACGAACUUGUGGAAGUUAUCUCUCUCUCUCUCUCUCUCUCUCUCUCUGAAAACUGCCAUGGCCACCGUGGCCCAGUCCCUCCUCUUCCUUGUCUCUCUCCAAGGCCUCCUCACGCUCUCUUUCGCGGCCGCCGCCGCUACCGCCGCCGCUAGAAGGACCUACAUCGUCCACAUGAGCCACCAUGAGAAGCCCUCCCUCUUCCCCACCCACCACGAGUGGUACCUCUCCCGCCUCCUCUCUCUCCCCUCCUCCUCCUCCUCCUCCCCCUCCUCCCCCACCCUCCUCUACUCCUACUCCGCCGCCUACCCCGGCUUCGCCGCCUCCCUCGACCCCUCCCAGGCCGCCUCCCUCCGCCGCUCCCCCGCCGUCCUCGGCGUCUACGAGGACGCCGUCUACUCCCUCCACACCACCCGCACCCCGGAGUUCCUCGGCCUCUCUGCCGAGCUCAGCGCCCACGAUCCGAACCCGGACCCCAGUUCCGCGGACGUCGUCAUCGGAGUCCUCGACACGGGCGUCUGGCCCGAGUCCAGGAGCUUCGACGACUCGGGCAUGCCCGACGUUCCCGCCCGGUGGCGCGGCCAGUGCGAGUCGGGCCCCGACUUCGACCCGAGACUCUGCAACAAGAAGCUCAUCGGGGCUCGCUCUUUCUCCAAAGGCUAUCACAUGGCCUCGGGUGGCAGUUUCUUGAAGGACCCGAAAGAAACGGACUCGCCCCGGGACCAGGAGGGGCACGGGACCCACACCGCAAGCACGGCCGCGGGGUCGCGCGUGGCGAACGCUAGCCUCCUCGGCUACGCCAGCGGGACGGCGCGUGGGAUGGCCACGCGGGCCAGGGUGGCCUCCUACAAGGUCUGCUGGAGGAACGGCUGCUUCGGGUCGGACAUCCUCGCCGGCAUGGACCAGGCCAUACUGGACGGCGUCGACGUCCUCUCCCUGUCCCUCGGCGGCGGGUCCGCGCCCUACUACCGCGACACCAUUGCCAUCGGCUCGUUCGCUGCCGUGGAGAGAGGCAUCUUCGUCUCCUGCUCCGCCGGCAACGCUGGGCCGGCACGGGCCACGCUCGCCAACGUGGCGCCGUGGAUCAUGACCGUCGGCGCCGGCACUCUGGACCGGGAUUUCCCUGCUUACGCUGUUCUUGGCAACAAGAACCGGUUCACCGGGGUGUCGCUUUACAGCGGGCCUGGAAUGGGGAAAAAACUGGUCGGUCUGGUUUAUGACAAGGGGUCCGAUGGCUCGGGCAACUUGUGCCUGCCCGGUUCACUUCAGCCAGCCUUGGUGCGGGGAAAGGUGGUGGUGUGCGAUAGGGGAACCAACGCACGCGUUGAGAAGGGCUCGGUCGUACGUGCUGCGGGUGGGGUUGGGAUGAUACUCGCGAACACCGCGGCGAGCGGCGAGGAAUUGGUGGCGGACAGUCACCUGUUGCCUGCCGUGGCCGUAGGGAGGAAGGUGGGGGAUCUGAUCAGGGAGUACGCAAGCAGCAACCUGAAUCCGACCGCCACGAUCGGCUUCGGAGGGACCGUGUUGGGCGUGCAGCCGUCGCCGGUGGUGGCGGCAUUCAGCUCGAGAGGGCCCAAUCUGGUGACGCCACAGAUACUGAAGCCCGACGUGAUUGGCCCGGGGGUCAACAUACUGGCGGCCUGGUCGGGGGCGGUCGGGCCAACCGGGCUGGAGAAAGAUACGAGGAAGACCCAGUUCAACAUCAUGUCAGGCACAUCCAUGUCGUGCCCGCACAUCAGUGGCCUCGCGGCACUCCUCAAAGCCGCGCACCCGAAUUGGAGCCCGAGUGCAAUCAAGUCUGCACUCAUGACCACCUCCUACACGCACGACAACACCAAUUCUUCUCUCCGUGAUGCUGCUGGAGGCACGUAUUCCACCCCUUGGGCACACGGCUCGGGACACGUCGACCCCGAGAAAGCCCUCUCCCCUGGCCUGGUGUACGAUAUCUCGACUGACGACUAUGUCGCUUUCCUCUGCUCGUUGGACUACACCAUCGAUCAAGUAAGAGCGGUGGCCAAGCGCCCCAAUGUCACGUGCUCACGUAAAUUCGCAGACCCCGGUCAGCUGAACUAUCCGUCCUUCUCGGUCUUGUUCGGGAGCAAGAGGAUCGUGAGAUACACGCGCCAACUGACCAACGUCGGGGCUGCAGGAUCAGUUUACGCAGUGACAGUGAUGGGGCCACCGGCUGUGGAGGUUACGGUGAAGCCCCCCAAGUUGGUGUUCGCCAAGGUCGGGGACAGGAGGAGUUACACGGUGACCUUCGUGUCCAAGAAAGGCAUGAAUCAGACGGUUAGGUCAGAUUUCGGUAGCAUUGUCUGGAGCAAUGCUCAAAAUGAAGUUCGGAGCCCAGUCGCGUACGCAUGGACCCAAAUCGGAUGAGGGGCUGGCUGAUGUUCGAGGUUGCUUCGGGCUCUGCUUCGGCCUUGCAUCAGCUAGAGCAACGCGGACUGCAAUGUGAAGGGUUGUUUGGAAGAGAAAGUGGCGGUGAAUUACCCGUGGUUGAUGGACUCAGGAUCGGCAGCGACUUUGGCGAGUCGAAGGUUGACGGACAGAGUGUGAGAUUUGUAUUAGUGUGACUGUAAAAGUAACGUAGUAGAUUGAAUUUGUAAAACAUCCAGAAGAAAAUGAACUCUGGAUGUGAAGCUUCUGGGACCAUUCUCUCGUCAAGAAGAGAGUAUCAAGAGACAAUAGUGUCAGUCAAUUACAAUAUACUAAGUAAGAAACAAAUUACAAUGUGAAAUAUGACUGGCUUGGGCAAGCGAUCUCCCUCAAA